AUGCGAAGAGCAGCCGAUCAGUGUCCUGCCGACAUCUUCUUUGCACCAUCAGGGAGCCCCUUGACUGUUCUCGAGUAUGCCGACGAUGUUGUUAUAUUCGCGGAAAGCAGUACGAAACAUCAACAUGCUGUUAACCUUGUAUCGAAGCUGGCUGCAGCUUAUGGACUACGUCUACGUCCUGAUAAAUACAAGCAGAUGUUGAUCUCUUCGAGACCUCGAACGGGAAUCAGGGUGGACGAACAACCGAUAGAACUCGUCAAUGAGUUCUGCUACCUGAGCUGGGUUAGGGAGAAGCUUGAUUGCACGCUUGAUUGCACGGAACGAAAGCUGCUUAGACGGCUACUUGCUACUUUUGGCCCGGGUUUGUUGAGCCGCGUGUACAAGUCUGAUUGCGUGUAUAAGCUUGCUCGUUGUUACUCUGCUUCUACUGAAUACAAUCGGCUAAAAUCGCUGCUGGCAUGUGUAUUAAUUCGUGUAAAUAUCAGAGAUGUGGCACUGGGACCUGUAGAUAUGUUCGAGGACGAAAAACGUGCGUUUGUAGUCGUUGCAGGAAGUAAUCGUCCUAUAAAUGGAGUAACUGUGCUCGCUGCUCCAAUUGAAGAUGACAAUUCAAAUGUUAUGUGA
Messenger RNA from Necator americanus (New World hookworm), 624 nucleotides. RefSeq lists its product as uncharacterized. Bases 1 to 624 code for a protein of 207 amino acids. The transcript has 4 exons. The record is from RefSeq and is a predicted model, not a curated record. NCBI's taxonomy places the organism in Eukaryota, Metazoa, Nematoda, Chromadorea, Rhabditida, Ancylostomatidae.